AUGGGUCUAUUAUCGCAUUUCUCUCUACUCUGUUUCAUAGGAUCGUUACCGGGACCACCCGGUGUAAGUAUAGAAGACGCUUACGUACAACUUUUUCCUAUCGAUAAGGGAAAAUGUCACGGAAUUGAUCCAGUCCUAGAUAUAACUUUUCAAUUAUUUACGAGGUAUAAUCCUCUACAACCGAGUAGUUUGAGAAUUGACGACGAGGAAAGCUUGAGAAAAUCUCAUUUUAAUUUUUCGGAACCCACCGUGAUAUUUUUUCACGCUUUUUUCGAAUCGUAUCAGUCGACGCCUGGGAGAUUGAUAAGGACAGCGUUCCUCCAAAGAAAAGACUACAACGUAUUAUUCGUCGACGCCCAACGUUUAGAAGCCGGUCCUUGGUAUCUAACAGCCGCCAAAAAUACGAUGGUAGUAGGUAAAUACACCGCCAAAUUCGUCGACUAUUUAGUAUCGAAAGGUCUCCAUUUACCCAGCCUACAUCUGACGGGACUAAGUCUGGGCGCUCAGAUGGCCGGAGUGUGCGCGCAAACCGUCAAAAGCGGCAGGAUACGAAGGAUAACAGGGAUGGAUCCGGCGGGUCCUUUGUUCGCGAAAUGGCCGAACGAUGUGAAACUAGACGCCGGAGAUGCGGAUUUCGUCGACGUCAUACAUAGCGACGCCGGAAUUUUCGGUUAUCCGACGUCGGUAGGACACGUCGAUUUUUGGCCGAAUCGAGGAAUCGCCCCCCAACCGGGAUGUACAGUAAAGGAAAUCGAAGCUAGAAAUCCCGGAUCGUUAAUCGAGCCACUGUUUUGUAGUCAUUGGAGAUCUUAUCAAUUUUUCGCCGAAUCGGUGAUAAACCCGGACGCGUUUCGAGACGCGACGCCUUGUCCGACGUGGGAGAAUUACAUACGAGGGGAAUGCAAUAAUUUCGAGUACGGACCGACGACUAGUAUGGGACUGUACGUGGAUUUUGAGGCUAGAGGGGAUUAUUUUUUGAAGACCAAUCGAGAAUCGCCGUUUUCUAAAACUUAGAAAUUUACGAAAAAUUCUUGAAUGCCACUGUGGAGACACGUGUGAAAAUGUUUUUUGUAAUUAUUCGAAUCGAACAUUUCAUUUUUGCGAUUACGAAUCGAUUCGUGGAGUCGAAUAAAAUUUAUUCCGAUU
This is a messenger RNA of Diorhabda sublineata, 1146 nucleotides long. RefSeq names its product pancreatic lipase-related protein 2-like. The transcript is spliced from 7 exons. Gene Ontology annotation, molecular function: lipase activity. Lineage: Eukaryota; Metazoa; Arthropoda; Insecta; Coleoptera; Chrysomelidae. The record is from RefSeq and is a predicted model, not a curated record. The coding region runs from base 1 to 1014 and encodes 337 amino acids. Gene Ontology annotation, biological process: lipid metabolic process.